UAAACCUACAAAAACCAUAUAAUAAGCAGAGGAACACAGGCCGCCUCUUCUAUUCCCCACCGUCGAUGCGCCGUUCAUCGGUCAGAUUUUCGGCUCAUCACCGACACCUUCAAGGCCGGCGAUUGCACUCUUUUUCCUCUGUUAAAUGUUCUCUUCUCUCUUACCUUAUAAUUACAUGUCUUCCCUCAUUGACGUUUCUUCAUACACCUGUGCUUUCGUUCCCACUCAAAUCCUACUGAAUUCUAGAUUCUUUCCAAUAGGGUUCUUCUAUACGUCUUUGAUAGUACUCGUAUUCAUAAGCAAAACACUUUGAAUUUGACACCGGAACCACAUCAUGGCUGAUCAACCACAGGUACUAUUAUUCGGAUCAUUCUCUGAAGAUGAAGUGAAAUCAUGGCUUAAUAAGCCCUCAAAAAAUACUGAAAAGCCCACAAAAAACAAAACCCUAGAUCUUGAUUCAUUAAAGAUAUCAAGUGGAAUAUCUUUUGGUAGUUUCAAUGGUGAAGCAAUCAGUAAUCAAAAGCCAGAAGCUUUAGUACACCCAAAAGAAAAUGGAGUGCAACAUGGUAACAAUGGCAACAUGAAGCAAAAACCCGUUGAAAAUAUUAAUCAUUGUUCUUCAAACACGCCUUCCAAAAACGCCCCUGCUUCUGUAGUACAAAAUCAAAUCCAAAGCUUUGUGGGUGUGAAAGAAGAAACAUUGAAUAACACUUUUAAUGGCCACUUAAAGGAUUCAGAGAUAUGUUUAUUACCUCGUGGAUUAAUAAACUCAGGGAACAUGUGCUUUCUCAAUGCUACACUACAAGCUCUUUUGUCUUGUUCUCCAGUUAUUCAGCUUUUUCAGGGGAUAAGCACCCGAAAUAUUCACAAGACUGGGUAUCCAACAUUAGCUGCUUUUAUGGAAUUUAUUUCUGAAUUCAAGAUGCCAGCUGGCACAAUCUCAAAGGAUAUGAACAAUAUGCAAACUGGAAGACCUUUCAGCCCUACAAUGUUUGAAGUUGUCUUAAAGAAUUUUACUCCUGAUGUUCCUAAUAGCAUCUCAGGAAGGCCUAGGCAAGAAGAUGCACAGGAGUUUCUAAGUUUCAUUAUGCAUCAAAUGCAUGAUGAAUUACUAAAACUUGAAGGACAAUAUUCAUCAACUGCAAAUGGAAAUGGAUCUUCACUUCUUUCAUCUGUAGAAGAUGAUGAUUGGGAAACUGUGGGCCCUAAGAACAAAUCUGCAGUCACAAGAACACAAAACUUUGCUCCUUCAGAACUUAGUGCAAUUUUUGGAGGACAAUUGAGAAGUGUUGUUAAAGCAAGAGGGAAUAAAGCAUCUGCCACUGUUCAACCGUUUCUUUUACUCCAUCUUGAUAUCUCUCAUGAAGGUGUUGCCACCAUUGAAGAUGCUCUUCGUUUAUAUUCUAUCCCUGAAACACUUGAUGAAUAUAGAACAACAUCUGGAAAGUCAGGGGUUGUUACAGCUAGAAAGUCUGUAAACUUACAGACACUUCCAAAGAUAAUGAUAUUGCAUUUGAAGAGAUUUGGUUAUGGAACAAAUGGAAGCACAAAACUACACAAAUCUGUUCGUUUUCCACUUGAAUUGGUAUUGAGUCGUGAUUUGCUUGUUUCCCCAACAACAGAGGGUCGCAAGUACACACUGAUUUCCUCAGUGACCCACCAUGGAAGGGAAGCAUCCAAGGGCCAUUACACAGCGGAUGCUUUUUACCCAAAAGAUCAAUGGUUCCGAUUUGAUGAUGCUUCUGUCACUGCAAUCCCUACAAACAAGGUCUUACAUGACCAAGCCUAUAUCCUUUUCUACAAAAGAGUAUAAUGAGAGGGGUAUAAACGUCAUUUCUAAUCAUAGUGCCACUCGGUUGCAACAAGGUAACACGUUUGAUAUUAAUCAUGGCCCUAAACUUAUAGGGUCGCCGGAGUGGCCGGAAAUUGUUGCCGGAAAGUGAUGUCAUCACCGGAAGGUUAUUGAGAAUUAUAUAAUGAUUUGAGUUUGGUUGAUUGGUGAGCCAAAUAUGGUUUUGCGGGUGAGGUUUAGUGUUUAUUUUGUAUGUAGAGUAUUUAUGUAUAUUCUUUUCUUCUAUGUCUCGAGAGGUUUGAAUUAUCGGAAG
This is a messenger RNA of Lactuca virosa, 2105 nucleotides long. The record is from the annotation of a GenBank genome assembly. NCBI's taxonomy places the organism in Eukaryota, Viridiplantae, Streptophyta, Magnoliopsida, Asterales, Asteraceae.